CAUUCGAAGUUGAGAGAGAAAGAGAAGAGCUUGAGAGGAAGAACGAGAGCUCGAGAAUGUCGGGAGAGAAGCCACCAGAAUGGCUUCCCGAUGGCUGGAUUAUGGAGAUUAGGAAGACGAGGACCGGCUCCAUGUACCGAUGCUACUUUGAUCCAUCUACUGGUUCAAAAUUCUAUUCAGGGAAAGAGGCACAGAGGCACCUUAAAGAUGGAAAGCAGUGUAGUACCAAGUCUAGUCAAAAGAGAAGCCAAAAUACAAAUCUUGAUAAUGUAAUAGCACAAUUUGAGCACUCUCCAGAUGGGCUGCCGCGUGGAUGGAUUAAAGAGACAAAAUUCAGGAAGAGUACUAAACAAAGAAGCGGAAUGAGAAAAGACCCGUAUUACACUGAACCUGUGACUGGUUAUGUAUUCCGCUCACUGAAGGACUGUGUUCGCUAUAUUGAUACUGGAAAAAUUAGUAAACAUGCAUUUUUACCAAAGAACCUGCAGAAGAGCAACACAUCUUCCUCAGACAUGGAGUCCUCUCCACCAAACUCAGAUGAAGAGAUGGCUGAGGUGGUUGAGGAAUUGCCUGAAGGGUCCAAAUCUCCAUCUCCACAAGAUCGUUCAGCACAAUGUCAAAAUGCUUCUGAUUCUGCCUUCACAACUCAAUCAACUGUCGUACAAGAAAUGAAGACAAGGACCGGAAGUGAAGAAGUGGUGCAGUCAGUUACCGGAGAGUGGUCAGAGUCUGUGAAUCCUCCAAGUGAUGAGCCCUUGAUGCAAUCACAUGGUACACAACAAGAACCAUCAGUGAAUGAGCAACUGGAACUUUUGAGCAUCACUCCAAAGUCCACGGUGAAGUCAUCCAAAAGAUCCAGGAGGAAGUCGGAAGUAGAGCAGCUGUUAGAGACGCAAACUAACAUUGAAGAUCUGAACAAGUUUGGACGAGGAAACAGUCGGCUACCAGUGACAGAAAGCAAGAGUGUGAAUAUGGAAUUAGAGCCAUCUGCCGAGAAGUCAUCACUUCUUGAAGAUACUCAUUCUCUCUCUGUCAAUCAAGAGUCGAGCAAAGGAGCUAUGAAACACGGAAACAGUGGAGCAAAGGCUCACAAAACAAUCACCGGUCCUCGUCGGACGUCAAAGCGGUUGGCUAUACUUAAUUCUGUGCAGAAACCCGACCUUCAAACUUCAGACAUUCCUCAGCAGAUCAUUCAUAGUUCGUCGAAGAAAGCAAAAGAAGUAGCACCUCAAACAGAACCUGUACUAGUAAAACCAGAUGCUGAGACUGCUGAACAGCCAGCUGACUUGGAUAAAAUACUUGCAACCCCCUUCAGAGGCCCUCUUGUAGACAUAAUGGCAUGCCCAUGCAUUGAGUUUGCAGUCAGGACUCUAACUAAUGAUCUACCGGAAUUUGACGGCUCACUUGAUGAAUAUGUUCAGAGCCAGCUCAUGUCGCCACCGAGCUCUCAUCCCAGGUUCUUCAGUUUCUACUGCUCCUGAUGCUCAAGAUGGUCUCAUCCCCAUUACUGCAGUUGUAACCAAAACUAAACAGGAUGAGCAGCCUUGUUCUGCUGACAAGAUGACAAAGAAGGUUGCCAGAAGACCAGGUUAAACAAGUAGUAUAUAUAUAUAUAUAUAUAUAUACACUAGUCUAGUACUAUUGAAUUAUGCAUUUUGCUUAUUAGAAAAAAAAAAUCCUUAGUUCAGGUUUUUCAUUUUGGUUUCAGUUUUUGCUUAUCAAAAGAAAAACCAAAACCUAGUUGAGGUUUUGCAUUAGUUAAGGUUUUUGGGCUCAUCAAAAGAACAGA
This is a messenger RNA of Dioscorea cayenensis subsp. rotundata (Guinea yam), 1789 nucleotides long. RefSeq names its product methyl-CpG-binding domain-containing protein 13. Gene Ontology annotation, molecular function: DNA binding. Lineage: Eukaryota; Viridiplantae; Streptophyta; Magnoliopsida; Dioscoreales; Dioscoreaceae. The transcript has 6 exons. The record is from RefSeq and is a predicted model, not a curated record. Bases 57 to 1481 code for a protein of 474 amino acids.